AUGAAGGCCGAGCUCCAAAAGACGAAACAAGAUCUGGCAGUCGAGAAAUCCAAGUCACUUCGAGAUAGCAACCAGAUCAACCUGCUAUGUAUUCAAUGCUACAGACUGACCGACCGUUACCGCGCCGUUGUCGCCUCCCACACCGCCCUUCAAGACGCAUCUCAUGAUCUGGCCUCAGAGCUUCGAGCCCACAAAUGCGCCCUCGAUCUUACCAGGAAGGAACUAGACGAGUCCCUGAAGGAUACCGACACCUACCGCGAGACGAUGUUGAAACAAGACGACGAUUACAAGCUCGUAAAAAUGCAAUUAAAGGAAGGGAAAGAAGAUGAGAUCGUGCAGUGCAGGAUGUUGACGAGUAAGUUGCGGUCGCUCGGCAAGAGCUAUGAGAUGGGUCGCGCAGUCUAUGACAUGCUUUUACUACAAGUUGAGGGACAGUAUAGUGGGGAUAAGGUCGUGUUGGAGAGGAUGAGAGAGGCUUUGAAGGAGGCGUUCGGUGGGUUCUUUGAAAACGAGUGA
This is a messenger RNA of Alternaria atra, 516 nucleotides long. RefSeq lists its product as uncharacterized. The record is from RefSeq and is a predicted model, not a curated record. NCBI's taxonomy places the organism in Eukaryota, Fungi, Ascomycota, Dothideomycetes, Pleosporales, Pleosporaceae. The transcript has a single exon. Bases 1 to 516 code for a protein of 171 amino acids.